CUUAAUGAUUUCCCCAUCUAUCUUCCAAAUUCCAGUUCCUAACUAUCAAAAUGUCUUCCAAUAUGAACAUAAUCGUAACUCUCUGUCCUAAAUCCGGGAAAGCGGACAGAGUCGUAGAACUCCUCCAAGGCGUCGCUGCCUACGUGAAGGAAAAUGAGCCCCAGACAUUAAGAUAUGAGAUCUCAAGACAGGCCAAUAAGAAGACUGGAGACGAGGAAGUCAUUAUGGUUGAAAGUUACAAAGAUAAAGCAGCCCUCAAUACUCAUGGGUCCUCGGAGACUUUCAAGAAGUUUAAUAAGACGCUGGAGGAUGAGGGUCUGAUUGGGGCGCCUGCGCAAUUCAAGUUUGUUAGAGCCGCUGGUGGGUUUUCGAGGCUGUGAGGAGUUGGUAGCAAACAGAAGAUUGGGAAUGCGAAUAGACAAACGCUGAAAGAGAGACAAACACUGUGUUAGCGGUCGCUAAGUCGUGUGAGCUAGGUGGUCGCAGGUGCUCUUUCUGUUUGUAUGGUCG
Mollisia scopiformis is the source of this 510-nucleotide messenger RNA. RefSeq lists its product as uncharacterized. The record is from RefSeq and is a predicted model, not a curated record. NCBI's taxonomy places the organism in Eukaryota, Fungi, Ascomycota, Leotiomycetes, Helotiales, Mollisiaceae. The transcript has 3 exons. Bases 51 to 380 code for a protein of 109 amino acids.